CUUGUGAGGAAACCCAAACUUGCCAAUUACGAUGUGACGUCUGCAAGGAAUACUGGACUUUUACUACAGACACUGCACACCCUUCGCUCAUUCUACAGUUUAAAACUUUUGUCUUAAUGUCAAGAGACCUUGUGGUCUCGUUGUAUGUCUUUUUGUGGAACACAGCCAGAAUAUGUUAUUUUGCAACUACGUCAUAACGCUAAUACUACCACAUCCGCACACUGAAGGAGAUACAGAGGAAAGUAAAUUUACGUUAGCGUAGUCUUGGAGCGACAAGUUAGUUCGAUAAUAUUUUAACCGUGAACAUUUUGCGUUUUAUAUAUCACAUUUAUUUUGAAUGCGUGUAUAUUAUUUAAGUGAAUUUUACUGUGGUAAUAGAGACAAGAAGGUAAUUUAAUAGUACAGAGGUUUUAAAAAAAGAAACCGUCGGUAUUUCCGCAUUUGUUUACGGUGUGUGCUGGCUGGCACUUGGUAUUGGUUGUUGCCACUGACGUCGAAAUUCGAACGGUAAGACGUAACCUGAGGUUCUCCAGGAUGUCUUGGCAAGGGGACGACACGAUGGAGCAUGAUGGAGACACAGAAUCAGAUGUUAGUAUUCCGUUAGGAGAGGGUGUGUCUGGUCGCGGUAGUGUAUCUGACGGAGAGGAUAUUUUCUAUGUGCCUGAGAGGAGACCCUCCCUGGACCUUGAAAAUGGCCGGGGACCCAUGGAGACUACUGAGAGGCACGAUGUAGAAAGGGCCCGAUCCCCAGUUCACAGCUACAAUUCCUUAAAUAGCGAUGACUUCUAUCAAUCUUAUGGGGUGGACGAAGAAACUGAACUGCCUGCAACUAAAGUCCAUCUGGAGAGAACGGAGUCUUACUCCAGCUGCUAUUCCACGGACAGUGAAGACUGUGAACACAGGACUAGGAAGUCUCGAUGUGCUGCACCUAAAGCAGAGGGUCCGGCAGUGGUACCCCUUUCACGACCAGAACUAGCUAAAAACCCAGACGAGAAAAGGCAUCCUGCCCUGACUGUAGAAUUCACCUUCAAGGCCAUCAGGAAAACACUUGAGAGGCUAGGACAGGAUGAUCUAAGGAGGUUUAAGAUAACACUAUGGAAGCGUUACCCCGAGUCGUUCAGUGCUCCUCCCCAGGGCAUGGACAUGGUGGAGCUGGUGGACAAACUUCUGGAGUGUUAUGACCUGGAGGUGGCCCUACAGCUCACCAAGGCUCUGCUGAAGGACAUGGACCUCAAGCGCCUGGCUGACUACCUCACGGACCUCUGCAAGAAAAAUGAGGUGCGUUAUGAGCUGAGACAAACUCUGCUGAGGAAGUAUGGCAGCAUGUGUGAGGGCUUCACCAAGCAGGGAGAGCAUAAGGCUUUUGACACUAUCUUUAAUGAUCUCUACAUAACAGACGGCGGCAACGCCGGGCCUAAUAUCCAGCAUGAGUUCAGGAAGAUCAACAAGUUGUCUACCAAUCGCAAGAAGGAGAAGAUGAUCACGUCCAGGCAGAUCUUUGACCUUGACGUGAUCAAUGAGAAGCAUGUGAGGUCUAUAGUGACCAACGGCAUCGCCGGCGUGGGGAAGUCUGUGGUCGUGCAGAAGUUCAUCUUGGACUGGGCUGAGGAGCGUGAGCACAAGCACAUCUAUUUCCUGUUCCCGCUGCCCUUCAAAGAGCUCAACCUAAUGCUGGGCCAAAAGAUCAGUCUAAUUGAGAUCGUACAUACCCUGUACCCCGAGACCAAGGUGCUGCCCACGUUCGAGUGCGAUGAGGGUAGGGUCAUGUUUGUCUGUGACGGGCUGGAUGAGUAUGCAAAUCCACUGGACUUCCAUCGCACGGAGACUUGGUGUGACAGCACUGAGCCAGCUGACAUGCAUGUGUUGGUCACCAACCUUAUUAGGGGCAACCUGCUCCCCUCCUCCCUCCUCUGGAUUACCUCACGCCCCCUCACCUCCAGUCGCCUGCCACCUGAGGCUGUGCACCAGGUCCUGGAGGUGCGCGGUUUCACAGAUGAACAGAAGGAAUGGUACUUCAGGAAGAGAUUUGAGGACCAGGCACAGGCUGAUAAGGUGAUUGCCCAACUGACGUCCUGUAAGACCCUCCACAUCAUGUGCCAUCUGCCCACGUUCUGCUGGGUGGUGUGCGGGCUGUUCCAGCGCACGUUCCAGGAGAAGGGUCCAGACGCGGAGCUCCCCAAGGGGCUUACCCUGAUGUACACUCAUCUGCUACUGGGGCACUUGCACGUGCGUGGUGCUAGGGGCUCACCCCCCCGCACUCCUGAUGAGGAGAGGGAUUUCUUGGUGAAGCUGGGCAAGGUUGCCUUUACAAUGCUGGAGAAGAACCAGAUGGUCAUUGACAAGGCCACCUGGAAGGACUCAGAGGUGGAUGUUGCUGAGGCGGUCACCAAGAGUGGCCUGUGCAUUGAGUUCCUAAUUGAACAGUUUGUGAUGUACCAGGAAAGGAUCCAGAGCUUCAUCCACCCCACUAUCCAGGAGUACUUGGCUGCCCUCUAUGUGUUCCUUACAUGGAGGUCCACAGGGAAGAACGUCCUGGAGCAGCCACUGAAGAGUAAGCUUUCACACAUGUUCAAGGAACCCGGGUUGCUGGUCAUACAUCGCAGUGCCAUAGAGAGGAGCCUACAGAGCCCUGAGGGAAACCUGGACAUCUUUCUUCGCUUUCUGUUAGGCAUGUCCCUGAAAGCCAAUCAGGAGCUGCUCCAACGUUUCCUACCCAAUAAGAACAUUUGUCCCUCUUUCUCUGAGGAGACGGCUUCUAUCAUUAAGAAAAAAAUCAAAGAGAACCACUACCCUGACAGGAGUACAAAUCUGCAGGGCUGCUUAGACGAGUUGGGUUUUGGUGAAGUUCCUAGCCACAGCCGCUCUAACUCAAUGAAGAACAACUGACUGACAAUACCGUCUAUAUUUAAAAAGGUUCAAAAUAUGAGUCAAUAUUCUUUACAUUAUAUUUCAUUAUGCUUUAAGCUUUUAUAAUGGAAUUGAGAAAGAAACAUAUUGACACACUUCAGGCUCCUUUGUAACAAAAUACUCUGGAAGUGAGUGGAACUUUGUCAUGACAAAACUAGCCACAAGGAGGCAAUCGCGGUACACUAUACUACUGCGAUGAAGGCAGUGAGGUUUCUGUUAGAGGUAUACUUCUAUCAAAAUAGUAGUCAAAGGGAAACCAAUCAAUUCCCUAAGUAUUGUAAUUAGACGCAGACUACUUUUGUUGUCGUUAUGAGCUUUCAAACUUGAUGCUACACCACAUGCAGAAUUGUAACUUUACAAGGUGCAAACAUGAAAUAAUGUAGUUA
Molecule: messenger RNA, 3293 nt
Organism: Esox lucius (northern pike)
Lineage: Eukaryota; Metazoa; Chordata; Actinopteri; Esociformes; Esocidae
Gene: nlrc3l1
Product: NLR family, CARD domain containing 3-like 1
Exons: 7
Coding region: 535-2886 (783 amino acids)
Source: RefSeq, a predicted model, not a curated record